AUGGGCCUCAAACGGCUUAUCGUGCGCCGGGGCCAGCCCUUCAUGCUCCAGCUGCAUUUCAACCGACCCUUCCACUGGGGGACCGACCGCAUUACCUUCACAGCUGAGACUGGGCCAGCACCCAUGGAGCUGUCAGGAACCCGAGCCACCUUCCCACUCACCCAGGCCCAACAAGGGGAUGCCUGGAGUGCUUCUGACUUCACCAUGGACUCCAACUCACUCUCUGUCUCCCUUUUCACACCAUCCAAUGCCGUCAUUGGACCCUACACUCUGAAGAUAGAGAUCUCUCAAGGCCAGGGUUACAACGUGACUCACCCCCUGGGGACUUUCAUCCUGCUUUUUAACCCUUGGAGCACAGAAGAUGAUGUCUACCUGCCAAGUGAAAUACUGCUGCAGGAGUAUAUCAUGAUGGACUAUGGCUUUGUGUACAAGGGUCAAGAGAGAUUCAUCACCUCCUGGCCCUGGAACUAUGGGCAGUUUGAAGAGGACAUCAUAGAUAUCUGCUUUGAGAUCCUGAACAAGAGCCUGUAUUUCUUAGAGAACCCAUCCAAAGACUACUCCCAGAGGAAUGACGUGGUGUACAUCUGCAGGGUGGUGAGCGCCAUGGUAAGGACAGAGCUUCCACGCCCCUGUCAGAGGGUGGUCUGGGCUUCCCGUAGGCCCUGUGGAAACCCACCCAUCUGUCCUUUGCAGAUCAACAGCAACGAUGACAACGGUGUGCUGCAGGGGAACUGGGGAGAGGACUACUCCUUGGGGGUCAGCCCGCUGGAGUGGAAUGGCAGCGUGGCCAUCCUGCGGCAGUGGUCAGCCAGGGGCGGGCAGCCUGUGAAAUAUGGACAGUGCUGGGUCUUUGCGGGUGUUAUGUGCACAGUAAUGAGAUGUUUAGGUGUUCCAACCCGUGUUGUUUCCAAUUUCCGUUCUGCACACAACGUGGAUGGGAACUUAACUAUAGAUACCUACUAUGACCGAAAUGCAGAAAUGCUGUCAACUCUGAAACGAGACAAAAUAUGGAAUUUCCAUGUCUGGAAUGAAUGCUGGAUGAUCCGGAAAGAUCUCCCACCAGGAUACAACGGGUGGCAGGUUCUGGAUCCCACUCCCCAGGAAACCAGCAGUGGGCUGUUCUGCUGUGGUCCUGCCUCUGUGAAGGCCAUCAGGGAAGGGGAGGUCCACCUGCCCUAUGACACCCCAUUUGUGUACGCUGAGGUGAAUGCCGAUGAAGUCAUUUGGCUCUUUGGGGAUGGCCAGGCCCAGGAAAUCCUGGCCCAUAACACCAGUUCCAUUGGGAAUAACAUCAGCACCAAGAUGGUAGGAUCAGCCCAGAACCAGAACAUCACCAGCUUCUACAAGUACCCAGAAGGAUCCCCUGAGGAGCGGUCUGUGUUCAUGAAGGCAUCCAGGAAAAUGCUGGGCUCAAGAAGGGCCUCUUCACACUUCCUGGAUCUGCUGGGGUCCGAGGGCUUUCGGGAUCAGCCAGCACAGCUGCAGCUUCACCUGGCCAGGACACCGGAGUGGGGCCAGGACCUGCUGCUAAAGCUGCAUGCCAAGAGGGUGCCAAACAGAGCCCAUCCCCAGGGUCCCAUCAGACUGGAGGUGCGCUUCUGCGCACAGGCCUUGCUACACAAGGGUGGAACACGGAAGCCCUUCUGGAGGCAAAUAGUGCACUUGAACCUGGACUUUGGGGAGGAGAUACAGUGGCCGCUCUUGCUACCUUACAACAAUUACAGAAACAAGCUGACAGAUGAAAAGCUGAUACGCGUUUCUGGCAUCGCUGAGGUGGAGGGGACGGGGAGGUCCAUACUGGUCCUAAAAGACAUCUCUCUGGAGCCUCCCCACUUAUCUAUUGAGGUCUCUGAGAGGGCUGAGGUGGGCAAAGCACUAAGAGUCCACAUCACCCUCACCAACACCCGAACAGUGGCUCUGAGUCACUGCACAAUGGUGCUAGAGGGAAGUGGCCUCAUCCAUGGGCAGUUAUCAAAUGACCUUGGAACUCUGGUGGCUGGAUACAGCAUCCAAAUUCAACUGGACCUCUAUCCCUUCAAAGCUGGACCCCGCCAGCUGCAAGUCCUCAUCAGCAGCAACGAAGUCAAGGAGAUCAAGGGUUACAAGGACAUCUUCGUAGCUGCAGCCAGGGCUUCUUGA
Messenger RNA from Pteronotus mesoamericanus, 2139 nucleotides. It is a transcript of the gene TGM7, whose product is annotated as transglutaminase 7. Gene Ontology annotation, biological process: peptide cross-linking. The record is from RefSeq and is a predicted model, not a curated record. Lineage: Eukaryota; Metazoa; Chordata; Mammalia; Chiroptera; Mormoopidae. Gene Ontology annotation, molecular function: protein-glutamine gamma-glutamyltransferase activity.